CAGAGGAAACAUCUUGAAAUAAGUGCGGUCAUGCUGCACUGUGCCAGCUGCGACAAACCCAUUGUGGAGCGCUUUUUGCUCAAAGUGCUGGACAGACCGUGGCACGUACAGUGCGUGCAGUGCUGCGAGUGUAAAUGCAGGCUGACAGACAAGUGUUUCUCACGAGAAGGCAGGCUCUACUGCAAAAACGACUUCUUCAGGAGGUUUGGAACUAAGUGUGGCGGUUGCGCACAGGGGAUUUUACCCAGCGAUCUGGUGCGCAGAGCGCGCAGCAAAGUGUUCCACCUGAACUGUUUCACCUGCGUGAUCUGUCACAAACAGCUGUCCACGGGAGAGGAACUCUACAUCCUGGACGAAUUCAAAUUUGUUUGUAAAGAUGACUACCAAAACAACAAUGGCAAAGACACAAUCGUCGUGUCAGUGACGACGUGCAGCGACCCGAGUAUGUCUCCGGACUCGCAGGACCCGCAGGAUGACGGCAAGGAUUCGGAAACGGGGCAUUUGUCCGAUAAAGACGUGACGAGCCACAACGAAGGCGACCAGCACAGCGCCGCGGGUAAAAGGCGAGGGCCUCGAACCACCAUCAAAGCUAAGCAGCUGGAGACCCUGAAAGCGGCUUUCGCGGCCACGCCAAAGCCCACCAGACACAUCAGGGAGCAGCUGUCGCGGGAGACCGGCCUCAACAUGAGAGUGAUCCAGGUUUGGUUCCAGAACCGGAGGUCCAAAGAGAGACGCAUGAAGCAGCUGAGCGCCCUGAGCGCGCGGAGGCACGUGCUGUUCCGCGGCCCCAGGAGGAUGAGAGCUCUGGGGGACAGACUGGAUCCGGGAGAGCUCGCUCACUUCUCUUAUUAUGGAGAGUAUCCCGGUGAAUACUACGGAUCAGGAGGAAGUUAUGAAUACUUCCCAGGUCCUCCGUCCUCCCAGGCUCAGACAGCAGCAGACUUGGGCUUUGCAUCCUCCUCCGUCCCUGCGGGGACCCCUUUAGGAGUGCACCACCACCACCAGGGGCGCCACUGUCCCGGAGAGGUGCAGUGUUUCUCUGACAGUGUUUCCCAUCAUGCCACAGACUCACCCAGUCCAGACCCCACUGGACCAGGUUCCAUGCACAGCCUGUCCAGUGAAGCCUUCACCGGCACCACCACUGACAGCGGCUACACCAACCAGCUGUCCCAGCCCUCCUCAGACAUGAGCGAAGGCACUGUGUGGUAACAAACUCAGUUUGAGGGCAAAUCACUGUUUUUUUUUUUUAAUUGACUUGUUUACAAAAUAUUUAUUUAUUUAUUUGCUUUUCAGUAAAAUCCUGCUGCUAAAUCUGUAUGUCUGUGGAAUUGUUUAUUGACUAAACAAUCUCAUAUUGUUCAAGCAAUAAACACAUUUCUGGCACUUGUGCAAAAGUUUUAGGCACAUAAAAAAGCUGUUACAUAUCUUUUUGUAAAUA
This is a messenger RNA of Thalassophryne amazonica, 1438 nucleotides long. RefSeq names its product LIM/homeobox protein Lhx1-like. The record is from RefSeq and is a predicted model, not a curated record. Lineage: Eukaryota; Metazoa; Chordata; Actinopteri; Batrachoidiformes; Batrachoididae. Gene Ontology annotation, cellular component: nucleus. Gene Ontology annotation, biological process: regulation of transcription by RNA polymerase II; neuron differentiation. The transcript is spliced from 5 exons. The coding region runs from base 31 to 1209 and encodes 392 amino acids. Gene Ontology annotation, molecular function: RNA polymerase II transcription regulatory region sequence-specific DNA binding; DNA-binding transcription factor activity, RNA polymerase II-specific.